UUAUUACACUACUAAAUUAGUCUGUGGUUUGGCUUUUUCACUCUACCAACUUCUCAACCUGAAGCAUCACUAAUAAUUAAAAAAAAAUCUCCCUCCUACCGUUUGAUUAGUUUUAAGUCUUAUUUUCCUCAUAUUCCUCAUAUUUUCCUCCCUUAUUUUAAGGACAUUUCAAAGUGUAAUGAACAAAUAAAUUAUAAUUAAAAGUUGAGAUAAUAUUCACAAGUAAAUUCACAAGCUACAAAGAAGUAUGUAAUUAAGGUUAGCUCCACUUUUACCUGCUGUAACAUUCACUUUACAUGGCUACAUCGGUAACGAUAAUUCAACAUUAAAUGAGCGAUUCUGCAUCAUGAGUACUUUCAUUUGGUAAAAUACUUGGUACAUUAUGCUCACUUUGAUGCAAAUAGUUUCGUACUUUUCUUGAGUAAAAUUUUGCUUGACUUACUUGAAAACGUACUAUUUAUACACUGUGGUACCACUGCUUCUUUUACUUUAAAAGCAAAAGGUCUGAGGACUUCUUCCGCCAAUAACAUGCACUCAAAGUACUACUACUUUUACCAGUCGUGUUUGGCUCAGCAAUGUUGUUUAAUCGUUUGACAACGACUUCUAAUAAAAUUUACAUUGCAUUUCAGAUAAGUUUGUUAACAGUUAUGUAAUUUUACAAAAAAUGUCAGAAAGUUACAAGGCACAAUGUCGUAAUAGUAUUUAUUUAGUCAUGUAAUAUCUCAGGAUGACAAUAAGAACAUAAAUGUUGAGCCAGUGGACAUGCGCAGUGGCUCUCUGCCUGCCCGCUGUGGUUCAGUCGGUCAGCUGGUUGAAUCUCAGCGACAGUGAUUGCUGGACUGUGCGGGAGAAGAUGUGUGAAGUUGGGGAUGUUAACUGUCCGUCAGUCGGCUCCGAGGAGGCAGAGAGAAGUUUGCGGGACUUCAGAGACAGUGGUGGAGAAUAUGUGAAGUUCUCCAAAGAAAAAUUCUGGUUGGAGCCGCCAUCAGAGAAACAGAGGAAACAGCUGGAGGAGGAGCUGAAGUUGAGCGGCACCAACCUGAAGAGCCAUGCCUGGUAUCAUGGACAUAUACCCUGGGAGGUGUCAGAGAGCCUGGUGGUGAACCACGGCGACUUCCUCGUCAGAGACUCUCAGUCCAGUCAAGGUGACUUUGUCCUCACUAGCCGCUGGGAGCAGAAAACACUUCACUUCCUCAUCAGAAAGACGGUGGUCCAGUCGAGUGAGACGUAUACUCGGGUCCAGUACGGCCUGGAGAGCGAGGCCUUCGACUCUCUGCCAGCUCUUGUUCACUUCUAUGUGGGCAGCAGGGCGGCUCUGACCCAGUGGAGUGGAGCUCAGAUUCACCGUCCCGUGAACAGGACGCUGCCUCUCAGCUACCUGGAGAUGGCCUUCUGCACCGCCGUCAGCCCGCCGACCUGCCACAGAGGGCCGAUGAACAGCAACGUGAACAGACAGGAGAGGGUCGGUCCAAGAAGUCCUUCCUCUGUCCACCACAGGAAGGCAGACGUAAGCAUGGAGCAGGGUGACCAGCCUCUGCAGACUGCAGGAGAAUCCUCACUCUGUAUUCCACACAGCAGCUCUCCACAGUCUAGAAGCCCGAGCGUUAGCCGGGCGGGCAGCGUGGCUCCAUCCCCGUCCCUCUCCAGGCGCUUGGAUACCUCCCGACCCCUGCCAUCUGCCGACGCCUCCAUCCACACACAGCUUAACGACACACCCCAGCCUCAUGUGAACCAGGACUCCUCAUCCUCUGAGGCAGGUGGAAGCUGCUACACAGAGCUGUAUCCGGGCCCUCAGAGCUACGUGGAGAGGCUGUGGGCGGAGGAAGGGUCACUGGGCACCGAUGCACUGAGGGUGGAGGAUGGGAAUGUGUACUUCUCUCCAGUAGUGGAGACAGUCUCUUCUUUCAAACCAAGCAGGUACCAGUCGCCACUGAUGCCCAAGGAGAAUAAACCUUUGGAGGUGGGCAUCCUGCGGAAGGUGAAGGAGCUGCUGGCCGAGAUUGACCCCAGGGCAGCGGCCAAGCAUAUCACCAAGGCUGACUGCACGGUGGCCAGAAUUCUGGAGGUGACUCCAGAGGUGCAAAGGAUGAUGGGAGUUACCUCUGGGAUGGAGCUGCUCACGUUGCCCCAUGGCCAACAAUUGAGACUAGACCUGCUGGAGAGGUUCCAGACCAUGGCGACCAUGUUGGCUGUGGAUGUGCUGGGCUGCACGGGGACUACUGAGGAGAGGGCCAGUCUGCUACACAAAAUCAUCCAAAUCGCCGCUGAACUCAAGGGCACCAUGGGCAACAUGUUUGGCUUCGCAGCUGUCAUGAGAGCCUUAGACCUGCCGCAGGUGUCCCGUCUGGAGCAGACCUGGACAGCUUUGCGGCAGAGACACACAGAAGGCGCUAUUCUUUAUGAGAAAACUCUGAGGCCAUUUAUGAAGAGUCUGAACGAUGGGAGAGAAAGCUGUGCACUGUCCAACACCACCUUCCCUCAUGUCCUACCCCUCCUGUCUCUGCUGGAGAAGAACGCAGCAGUGAGUGAGGGGACAGAUCCGUGGGAGACGGUGGAAGUCGGGGUGGAUGUGGUCAUGUUCCACCUGGGCGCGGCGAGGACUUUCGCUCAGCUGGGGGGCAUCUAUCGUUCCAACGCCGAGAGCAAACUCAAAUGCUUCCAGGAACAGGCGGAGGUAAUGGAGCUCUUCCUGACUGACUUCCAGAUGAGGCUGCUGUGGGGGAGCCGGGGAGCCCAGGAGAGCCAGGAUCUGCGAUACGCCAAAUUUGACCAGGUGCUGACCGCCCUGUCCAACAAGCUGGAGCCACCUGUCAGACCGCACUGACCUCAGACCUGUCUUUAAUAACUUUGUCUGCUUGUGACGGGCUCCCUGUCAUGUUCUCAUUCCUACAUGGGAAAGUCUGCUGGGCGCUGAGCAGUUCCUCCUGGCAGCUGGGAUUCUGAUGAUCUUCCACUCGCCUUUGAGCAAGUCAUGAAAGGGGAAAACAGAAUGUUUGAACCAGGAAGACUCCCGGCACGAGCCCACUUUGUGAGCCUUUAGACUCUAGGCAUUUAAACCAGCGCCCCAUCUUUGUAGGUCAAAACCUGCCCUUAAAAGUAAGAGACUGCGACAGUUGGAGGUGAAACUAACUCUUCAGUCUUGUGUCUCUGGAGCUUGUUGGGAUUCAGAUUCUUGUUCAAAAUCACAUUAGUGGGAUGAAUGUUAUCAUCUAAUUCAUUCUCCUGGUAAAUUUCUUAUAACAGUAUGUUUGGUACCUUUGAUGCUGAGCCCACCUGAGCUCGAGCUCAAGACCACCCAGCGCAGCUUUAAUUAUACAAGUCAGUUGUUGGUGGAUGGUGGAGAAGUGGGAGCAUGAGGUAGUACUGCACCGUGGAGGACAAAAAUACAAACCAAGAAGCUGCAGAAAUUACAGUCUCAUGUCCUCAUCACAGUCUCAUUUACCACUAUCUAUAUAUUCUUAACUGAGGACUUGUACCACUUUAAUGUUCAGUGUGUCCUCAGAAAUUAACUUUAUCCUGCCAACGUCGGUUAUUUCAUAUGUUAUCGUUUCUUUUUCUUUCAGACACAAUGAACCAAAAUGUGAACUUGCAAGAUGUCAAUGUAAAUAUGCAACACUGUGCCAGGUUCUGUUGUGCUUCCCUGGAUCUGUUUUCAAGAAAAUAGUUCCUGAGAUGAGGCUGUGCCUCAGUCUGCUUGGUACAUUUAUAGAAAUGAGUUUAUGUCUGCCUGAAGGCUGGACCUUCCCUAAAUCUACAACUGUAUGACCUUUAUGUCAUAUUGUACAACCCAGUAACAGAAUAACAUUCUAUCCACAUUUGCAUAUUUUGUAGUAUGUUUAUCAC
This is a messenger RNA of Scatophagus argus, 3843 nucleotides long. It is a transcript of the gene sh2d3cb, whose product is annotated as SH2 domain containing 3Cb. The record is from RefSeq and is a predicted model, not a curated record. NCBI's taxonomy places the organism in Eukaryota, Metazoa, Chordata, Actinopteri, Scatophagidae. Gene Ontology annotation, molecular function: phosphotyrosine residue binding; guanyl-nucleotide exchange factor activity. The transcript has 11 exons. Gene Ontology annotation, biological process: positive regulation of peptidyl-serine phosphorylation; small GTPase-mediated signal transduction. The coding region runs from base 746 to 2824 and encodes 692 amino acids.